Leptinotarsa decemlineata (Colorado potato beetle) is the source of this 2492-nucleotide messenger RNA. RefSeq names its product probable ATP-dependent RNA helicase DDX20. NCBI's taxonomy places the organism in Eukaryota, Metazoa, Arthropoda, Insecta, Coleoptera, Chrysomelidae. Gene Ontology annotation, molecular function: RNA helicase activity; ATP binding; nucleic acid binding. Gene Ontology annotation, cellular component: cytosol. The record is from RefSeq and is a predicted model, not a curated record.
CAAGUUUUAAUUGUUGCACCAACCCGGGAAAUCGCAGUUCAAAUUCAAGAAGUCAUUGGAUUCAUUGGAUGUCAUAUCGAAGGAUUAAAGGUAGAAUCCUUCAUUGGGGGCCUACCGCUCCAAGACGACAAGGAGAAAUGUAAAAAUUGUCACAUUGCCGUUGGUACCCCUGGAAGACUGAAACAUUUAAUCAAAGAAGGCGUUAUGAUAACCAAAUCCGUACAUCUCUUCGUACUCGACGAGGUCGACAAACUAAUGGAGUCUAGUUUCCAAAACGACAUCAACGAAAUUUACAACAGUACGCCCCCUAAAAAACAAAUCAUAACCACCAGUGCCACUUACUCUAAAGAACUAGCAGAGUUUCUAGAAGAGUACAUGUGUUCACCCACACACGUAACGGCAGAGCUGGAGACGCCUUUGCUUCUAGGCUUGAAGCAGUUUGCUGUUGUCGUCGACUCUCACACAAAUGUGGUUCAGCAGAUGCGGGUUAAAACUGAACAGCUGGUAAAGAUAUUUUCCAGUAUCUCUUUCACGCAGUGUAUAGUGUUCUCCAAUUACCAGUCGAGGGCAGAGAGCAUAAGUAAUCUCCUGAACCAGAAAGGGUGGCACUCCACUUACAUAUCGGCGGCGCAAACUCAGAACGAACGGUUGUUGGCUGUUAAUAGCCUCAAGAAGUUCGAAUGCCGCAUAUUAUUGUCCACGGAUCUGAUGUCGAGAGGAAUCGACGCUGCAAAUGUAGAUCUGGUUAUAAAUUAUGACGUUCCUUUGGAAGCGACGACUUAUCUGCACAGAAUGGGAAGGGCGGGUCGUUACGGGUCGUUUGGGGCUUGCAUUAAUUUGGUGUCAGGAGUGGCCGAGUUGAGCAUCCUGCAGGGAAUUCUCGGGCAGAUCGGAGGCUCAACACUGUCUAUACCUAAGCUUCCUACCUUUUCCGGUAACGUAUCGGAUUUACUGAAGGCUGAUUUAUCUUCAGAGGAACACAUCGUCGCCAGGACUGAUAACAUCAACAAUUCGAAUUCUGAGCUGUGGAGUAAGAGUAGGGUGUACGAUUUAACGAAAAGAAACGGCAAAUCGAAAUCAGGAAAGAGAUCUAAAUCGGGUAGCGGGAAAACGGCAUCGAAAAAAGAAACGAGCUCGGAGGCUGAAUCUGCUGAUAAUUCCCAGAUACUGAGUAUUCUGAACGAUAAUAAGAAUGAGGUUGAGGAGGUGCAGAAACAAAUUUCGAAUAUGGAUGCUCAGUCGAUAUUGGAGUCUCUAGCGUCUCAACAGUUUGAGAUGGAAGAAAGAACUGGGUGCGGUUCAACUUGGCAGCCCCCUCCAGGAGUUGAUGCAGCACCAGAAACCGCUGUUGCAAGCGAUAGGGCUGCCAUUAAUAACAUUCUUCACACGCUUCUGAACCAGAAAAAUAUUGAAACCGCGGGUGAAUCCCACAGUAGACCAGCGAAUGAAGACGGCAGGAAAGAUUCUUGUAUGGAUUCUGACGAUCAGAAACGGAAGGCAGUGUUCACAAAAAACAUGGCGCUGCUGAACGUUUCCAAAAUCUUGGAUGGAAAAGAUGAAGCUGGAUUUAUUUCAGAGGAAUCCCCGAUUUCCGAGUACCUGGACAUGCUGAAGAAACAGGAAAAAGAGAAGGUGUCUGAAUUAUCGAAACUGAGCUUGAAUGACAUUUUGGGUACUCUGCAAGAUGUUGAGAAACUUCCACAGUGUACUACCCCCUCCCUGCCACUAGAAGACGCUCCGUUCAAAAUGGAGGACGUGUUUAAACUCGGAUACGACUGUAUCGUUAAGUCCGACAAUGACAGUUGGAAAACACUUCUAGACAGUGUCGCAGCGGAAGUUGAUACGCAGGAGCAAACAGAGGAAAACGAAGGGAUCGACACGGAUGGAGAAAUCGAAGCGAUGAGCACGGAGGAGAAAGAAAUUGAGGUUAUGAAAUGGGUUCCCGUGGAAGCGACUAGUAAAAGUCGUGAGGCGGGGUAUACCUGCACCUCUCAAACGGUUGAACGCGAUUACGAGAACUACAGUCACCUCAGUGCGUAUUUCAAUGAGUGUAGUGAACAGCUGUGGCAGAACGGGUUGAACUUCGAUAAUGUCGCAAGUUUCGACGACUGGUUUCACUACGAGUGGGAGGCACAGUUGUAUUCCAUACGGAACUUUGUCCAACAGAAUAUAUACGUUUCGGAAAUGAGUCGGUAUCAGAACACGAUGGCAGGUAAAAAGUAAGGGAACCGUUGAGGCUGACCACAUGAUCUCCGCUGGAUAGAGACCCUUCAAGCUGAUUUCUGCUGAGUUUUCCGUCUUACCUCGGGAAAGUCUAGUAAACGAAUCGAAUCAGCGGGUCUUUGUGAUUUUUUUUAGGUCAUUAGAAUUGCAUGUUGGGGACGCAUCAGUUUGUUUUCAACAGAGCUAUGAAAGACAUGUGAUAAUAGAAGUAAAAAAUCAAUGUAAUUGUUUUUAUAUAAUUUUCCAAUUAUAGUAUUAUUUCAACUCAA